GCCGCCGUGCCACGUCACAGGUAACUAUCAAGUAAGCAGUAGUGUAACAUCGCUUAUUUCAUGCGGUGCUACUGUAACAAUGCAACAGCUGGUAUCGCUGGCCUGUCUGCUUUUCCACGUUUUCGUGGUGUUCGCCACUGAGUUCACGUUUGAGCUUCCCGAUAAUGAAGAAAUAUGUUUCUACGAGGAGAUGGAGCAUGGUGACCAGUUUGACUUUGAUUUCCAAGUGACAUCUGGAGGAAACUAUGACGUGAACUGUUAUGUGGCGGACCCUCAUGAUAAAAUCUUGUACGAGGAGGAGAAGAAACAGUAUGGCAGCUUCUCCCACACCACCGCCAUGAAGGGUGUCUACAAGGCCUGUUUCACCAACAAAUUCUCCACCUUUUCACACAAAUACGUCUAUCUGGAUUUCCGACACGGUGGCGAGAAACCUCUCCUGCCCGACAUGACCAGAACCACAGCGCUGACUCAGUUGGAAUCAAUGUGCGUGUCAAUCCACGAGGUUCUGAAGGUGGUUUUGACGUCGCAGAGCUGGUACCGGCGCAGGGAAGCACAUGACCGCAUCAGGGCAGACCACAUCAAUAGCCGCGUCACUCAAUGGUCCAUCGGCGAAACGGUUCUGCUGCUUGUCAUCACCGUGGGACAAGUCAUGUUACUUAAGAGCUUUUUUACUGACAAGAAAGGCCCAGUGGCCGCCCCGACUUAGACACGUCUCAUUCCAGCACUCCAGGAGUGCACCGUUUUUUUUCCUCAGUUUCUUACAAAUUGUUUGGAAAGCGAUACCACUCAGGCUUGUUUGAAAUUCGAUUCUUUUAGUGAUAAUUUAUUUUACGUUACUUAGUCAUAGUGCAAAGCGGAGGAACCAGGUUGCCAAGGGUUGCAGUAUAAAAUGUCAUUGUUACUCAAGUUGAAGCUGAUAUGUUUUAGUGUUCUUGGUCCUAAAUUAUGUGAGGAAAAAGAUGUUUGCGGGAAAAGAGUUUCUACUUUUUCCAUUUGCUAUCAAUGUGAUUUAUUUUAUACUGAAUGUUGGUGACUUGUAAAAUAAUAAUAAUUAAUCUUAUCCCAAGUGACUUCGGUAGGAGGGGAACCCUGAACUGGUUGCCAGCCAAUCACAGGGCACACAGACAAACAACCAUUUGCCCUCACAAUCGCACCUUUGGGGAAUCAGGUGUGGUCAAUCGGCCAUGUUUUUGGGAACAUCGGAUAAAACCCAUAGGAAACCCUCGUGGGCAUUGGAAGAACAUGCCAAUUCCUCACAUGAAGGAUAAUGUAACAAAAGAAUGUUCAUGUUUGAAAAAUUGAAUUCAUAUUCAACAUAGAAA
Syngnathus typhle (broad-nosed pipefish) is the source of this 1322-nucleotide messenger RNA. RefSeq names its product transmembrane p24 trafficking protein 3 (gene tmed3). Gene Ontology annotation, cellular component: Golgi apparatus; COPII-coated ER to Golgi transport vesicle; endoplasmic reticulum. The coding region runs from base 80 to 706 and encodes 208 amino acids. The record is from RefSeq and is a predicted model, not a curated record. NCBI's taxonomy places the organism in Eukaryota, Metazoa, Chordata, Actinopteri, Syngnathiformes, Syngnathidae. Gene Ontology annotation, biological process: intracellular protein transport; Golgi organization; endoplasmic reticulum to Golgi vesicle-mediated transport. The transcript has 3 exons.